Messenger RNA from Wallemia mellicola CBS 633.66, 2592 nucleotides. Its product is annotated as MED14-domain-containing protein. Bases 1 to 2592 code for a protein of 863 amino acids. The record is from RefSeq and is a predicted model, not a curated record. Gene Ontology annotation, biological process: regulation of transcription by RNA polymerase II. Gene Ontology annotation, molecular function: transcription coregulator activity. Lineage: Eukaryota; Fungi; Basidiomycota; Wallemiomycetes; Wallemiales; Wallemiaceae. The transcript is spliced from 4 exons. Gene Ontology annotation, cellular component: core mediator complex; mediator complex.
AUGCGAGGUCGAGUAAGAAACGCGGAUAUUAUCACCGCUUUAGACGUUCUUCAAACCGGUACUUACCACGGUCUACCCGUCGGUUUGAGGAGAGCUUUUAAACCUGAAAAACCUCUCUCAGUAACAGCUGUAAUUGCACACUUAGAACAACUUAACGAUGUCAUACGCUUUAGAUUACGCACAAAAGAAAUUAUUCCUCAUUCUAUGAAACAGAUACCUUACACUAUUGCUGAUGGCCGCGUUUUCUUUCACGUCAAAAACCUUUUUACUUGCUCAGUCACGCUCUCAGGUAGAUCAGAUGACGACAUUUGGUUUUUGUUGUCUGUAGAAUUCGAUAUUGACUCUUCCGUUUAUACGAAGAAGCCGAAAUUUGGAACCAGGGAUGAAAUUCUAGCAAUAGCGAACGAAGAAUUGGCUAGUAAGCCACCAAAGACGAGUGCAUUAGGUGACGCACCUCUCGUCCGUCUUUACAACCUUCUUACAAACCUCUCAUUGAAUUAUAAGAUGGAAAUUUUGCAUACCCAAGCAUUAAAUAUGGCCAGAAAGACCUGGAAAAACAAAAUUGAUCUUACAUUGUCAAAAGACCGUAGAAACCUUUCAAUAGGCUACUGGUUGAGGCCCCGUCAACAACCCAAACCCGGUCAGAGUCCACCUCCAAAUCAGAAAACUGAGAGUGGCAGACUUAACAUUUCAAUAGCUACACUAUCAUCAGAGAAACAAAAUCCUGUUGAGAGCAUACUCAAUCAAAUUGAGAUAAAGUCAAAACUAAAGGCGACUGCUCUGGCGGAUGAAAUUAUUGAACAAUGUUUGCAAGUUGAUUGGACGCGGAAUGAUAAAACCGAAGUGGAGGAUGCAGUUUUAGAUCUUAAUAACGAUAAUUUGUCAAUUGAGCGUGUAGUCCUGCAAGCACUUGUAGCUCACAGUGUCGCACUACUCAAAAGGUACAAGAAGUCACUUUGUGCAUCGUCCUCUUGGUUCAACAACGCAACUGUACAACUUCAAAUUCCUGAAGUCCUUGGUUUGGGUGUUAGUCCAACACUCCAUAUUCAAGUAUUCGAGACUCAGAAGCUAAUUCUCUCAAUAUCACCAACUACAGGUCGUCUAAUAGUAAGAGAUCCAAAUGAGAGUGGUACAAGUGCACCUGCACGUAUCAAAAACUUGCUCGAUCGCAUGAACGAAGCUGGUGGUAUAUCAGAUAAUACACCACUACUAGUUGAAAUUGUCAACAGAUUGAGACAGAGUAUCGCAAUUGAAGAUAUUGAACAGAAAUGUGCAUAUCUACAAUACAAAGGAACCCGACGACUCAAAUUCGCCAAAGGAGAACUCAAUAAGCUCAAAUUACAAGCGAGAUUUUGGAUGUUCAUUCAUCUGCCUUUUGCUAAUUCAUCCAAUAAUUUAUUCACAAUGGCUAUCGCAAUCGGUGAAUCAAAAGUACACGUUGCAUUAAUUGGUAUGAAAGAAGUAAAUACUGAGCUACAUGUGGAUUAUGUUGGUUGGCUUGACACCACCAAAAUAUUAGCAGAAGAAACUCUAACAGAUCACCUACUCCUUGAUAUGAAUCACAUUCGCAUCCUUUACGCAUAUUCACUAGCUCGCUCUAAUUACAUAAUCAUUGAACGACAAUUAAAACAACGUUCUGUGGAGUUCAAUUUCGCUACUACAAACACAGGCUCAAGAUUGGCUGGCUUGAUUCCUCAUUUGACAGUGCAUUCGAACGCAUUUCUCCGUGAUCAUCCUUCUAUAGCCAAUAUCUUCAAACCUAUAGCAAUAGUCAAGGUCCUGGACUGGUGGGGAGCAUCCACCAGUGGGUGUCGUAUACAAGCCGUCUUCAAACCUAAAGGACGUAGUUCAAUAUUACAAAAGCUGAAAGAUAAAACUAGCGAAAACGUGAGAUAUGACUACAAAAGUAAUGUAGUAGAAGUGACGACAACUGAUAAUGAAAAUACUAUUCUUGAAAUAAUUGGUCAAUUGACAACAUUCGUUAAGGUGACACUAAUAGCUAACCAGGUUUCUAAAGACACCAGACAAUUCAAACUGAUCGAGAGUAACCUCGAUAAUAUUACUUUGAGUUACAUGGAUAAUUACAAUGUAAAAUUGAGUUGGAAUUCUAACAAAAAGAUGCUAUAUGCAGACUUCUCAGGUGAAGGCAACCCACAUAAAAAUGUACAAGAGGAUAUGAACAGGCGGCUUAAAUCUUAUGUCCUUGAUUCGGGGUUUUUCUAUCGGUUCACAACGUUACUAUUAAACACUGCAAAAUUAAUAGACACAACGAAAUCAUUAACAAAGGCACUAAUCUUACAAAGAUCAUCUACACAUAUACGAGUUAAGGGUAUGAAGGAGGUUGUCGAUAUCUACUUGGUAAAUAACAGAAGAGUCGUUAUAGUGGAUGGUACUCGUGCGCUUAAGAAUAUGAUAGAACCAAUAAUUUAUUCGCGUCUGAUACACUCAGAAAUAACUUCACUUGAUAGUACAAAGAAAGAAAUAUUAGAUAAAUUCGCACAACAAACGAAAAUAAUUGAUUCUGGUGUCGUUUUAAAUAAUGUCGAUAUUGGAAUAAAAGCACUACCGUGUUUUUUACUUAAAUUAAAUUAA